Messenger RNA from Drosophila obscura, 1529 nucleotides. RefSeq lists its product as uncharacterized. The record is from RefSeq and is a predicted model, not a curated record. Bases 372 to 1406 code for a protein of 344 amino acids. NCBI's taxonomy places the organism in Eukaryota, Metazoa, Arthropoda, Insecta, Diptera, Drosophilidae. The transcript has a single exon.
GCAGCCGAGCAGCCAAGUUCGAGUCCGGGACAGAGCGCCCAAGACAGGGCAGAAGCGAAAAAGAGCCAAGAAAAAGAGCCGCGAAAUAGAGCCAAGAACCAAGAACAAGUCGAAGCGAAGUGAAGCGAGAUUAAUGGAUUUAAUCGCGAUGAAAGCGCGAAAUUUUUCUGCAAACUUGUGAUAAGCGGCAGCGAUAACCGGCGGAUAAAUUGAGGCUCAUUAGGGCUGCUCCCACCACCACCAGAGCAGUCGCUGUGCAAAAAAUACCUAUAAAAGCGCCACACUGUCCAGUCAACGAGCACAGUCAGUCACAGGCAAAGUCAGUCAGUUCAAGAUUCUUGCAAGCAAUUCAGUCCGACAACUAAAAUAAAAUGAAUAUCCAGAAGAGAAUUCUGCUGCUCCUGGGGGCUGUGCUGUUUGCGCAGAGCAUCUCGGCCAGGAGUGCCGCACCUGUCUUCGGCCAGCCCCUGUGGCAGUUCCAGUUCCCGGAGAAGUCGCCGAGUAACCAGGACGAUCCCAGCGAGGCCCCGGAGCCACGACUCAUUGGCGCUGUGGAUGUGGGCUACGAGGAUGAUUUGGUGGCUGAUCAGCAGCUGCAACAGCUGCUUCUGCUGUCGUCCGGCCUGAGUCCGGCCCAGCUGCUGCAGCGCUAUCAGCCCCGGCAUCAGGGCCAGGAUGGCAAUGCACGUCACUUCUAUCCCGGCAAAAAUGGCAACGGCGGCGGCGGCAGCACCACCAUCCUGAUUUUAGGACAAGGACUUCCCAACAUCACGACCACCACCACCACCACCAACAACAACAACCUGACCAGCGCUACACCGGCCACUACUACCACGGGGGGCACCCGCCUUGGCGAGUACAUUCGCAGCCCGAUCGCCUAUCCGGGCGGCUUGCCCAUGCAGUACUUCCGCACACGCCAGGACGAGGCGUCCCCGCUGCCAUACGCCGGCCUGUACGGCUGGAACGAGGCAGCUCUCUAUGGGGCAGCGUUGGACGGACGUUUGGGCGGCGGCUUGGACGGCGGAUUGGCUGGCGGCUUCAGCGGUUUGCCUGCUGGCUUCGGUGGCUCGGCAUUCGCCGGUGGUGUGCCCCUGGUGCCCGUCACCAUUGGCAACGAGGUUCGCUACGUGCCGCUCAAUCUGCGCAUGUUCCGACAGCUGGCCAGCAUGCCGUUGCCCAUGCCCAUCAGAGAGAGCGACGAGGAGCGCCCCAACGACGAGGAUCUGGCCGCGACAAUUGCUGACGACUCGGAGCCCGAGCAGCCCAUUGAGACGCUCACCAAUGGCGCUGCCGAAGGAACCCCACAGGUGACCCGGCUGGGUCAGCGGCUGAGGCAGCGUCCCAUGAUGAGGAGGAACCCGCUGCAGAGCUUUGCCCAGAACAUCCGUCGAGUGCAGUACCUUUGAGGCGGAACUCGGUACUCGGAACAAUGUCCCCCCCCCCCCUACGAGAUCAACGAAAUGGCAAUGACUUCUACUAUCUAAGAACAUUUUUUUUUUAUAUAAAUUUACAGCAAUUGCAAGAGAAUA